GAUGAGGAAGAGCUUGUGUGGAGGGAACUGGAGCCCAUCCUUAUCCCGGGCACGAGUACAGCCGUCAAGGAGAAAGAGACGGUGUCAGCCCCAGCACAGUCAGGAAAGAAGAAAGGCCAAGGGAAUGUCACAGCGAAGUCGAAAUCAUCGUCACCUACAACGGUCGAGGGGAGUGGCGAAGGAGGUAGCAGCUCGUCUCUGAAGAGGAAGCGUGCACAUGGGGAAAAUGGCACGAAUGAUAAUAAGCCGUUCUUGAAGACCGCCAGCUUGUUGAAAGCGCUCCCGAAUCUGGUAGCCGUACCUUCGACGUCGUGACCGUGGGGAGAAUCGUGAUGACUUCGGAGAGAUUCGUCUCCCUCGAGGAUCAGGCGCAGCGUUGUGUAAUAAGGCGUCGGAUGGUGCUGCGGUGAUCAGGGUUGUAGCCUCGAGUAGGUUUGGGCAAGCAAACGAACGACGCCAUCGCCGAACUUCUCAUCGAUGUCAUCUGCCCAUGCGCGCAGCCAGGGAUGCACAUCUUGUGUCUCCAUACUUACUUUUUGCCCUUGUCUUUUUUUCCUGCCUGGCUUGUCAAUCAAUUACUUAUGUCUCCCCAUUUUAUGGAACUGUGUGCCGUGCCGGCACACAAGGGCCUGUCCUUCCCCAAUCUCUUGGACAUGCCUUCUUUUUGCUCUGAGUUUUUCCCUCCCGUAGUCCUAAGCUCUGCUUUUGUCUACGUGCAUACACAUAGCUUGUUCCCCUUCCAUGGGUGUGAUAUAUAGUCAAUCUUGUACUCUCCACUCUCCAUCCAUUCUCCCUGAAAUGGCAUGAGCGGAGGGCUCUUUGGGUCACAGAGGAUGCGUCCUCUGCAGAUGUUCUGCCAGAUGGAAUGCACAACGCGGCGGUGAUUGCCUGCUGCCUUUAUUACAAAAUAUGGCAGGCAGUCUAGGCUCAGAGGUCAUGACAGGUGGCAGUUGUUGCAGUUGCCCAGGUGUUUGUGGUUUUGUAUAUGUAGUCUUCUUUGGGAGAGGAGAGUGCGAUGCUUUUCCUUUCAAGCACCGAGAUCUUCCUUUCUUAAUCUCCUUUCGUUUCUAGUAGUGUCUGUACGUCCCGUUACCUCUCUCUCUCUCUCUCUCUCUCUCUCUCUCUCUCUCUCUCUCUCUCUCUCUCUCUCUCUCUCUCUCUCUCUCUCGCUCGCUCGGCUGCGAUGAAGCUCCAUGUUGACACCAGUGUCUGGCUUAUCUGCGGCGGAUAAAGUUAUCCGCUGUGGGUGAAAAUGCAACACGAAGCAUCAACUGUUCUUCAUUGACCAAGCGUCCGUCCACUGGUGUUUUGAGGAUCUACCUUGGUGGCCCUUCUGUGCUUUUGAUGCACAGCUUUCAUCCAGCUGUUGCUGGGGUGUGUGGUUUUCGCCCUGCACCCCUCUAUCGUGUACAAUGUGCGAUUUGAGUAAUCGUUUUGCGUGGUUGAUUAUGGAAAUGACUCUCUCACCUGUCUCGUCGUCUUGUCAGCAAUGCUGCCUGCAUGAGUUGUCAUAAAGCCUCCCUCUCCCUCAACUCUUAGAUGCGAAACAAUAGCAAUGCUCAAAGACCCACCUCAGCAAUAGACACUGGGCAAGGGAAAAUGAGAAGUUGGUGGGGAAAGAAAGACAUGCACCGAUCCAUCUGUGAUUCUGUAUGCAAUAGAUUAUGGUCUUUUCUGACUUUGCUUGCAGUUUAGCACCCUCUUCUUGUGCCUAUUAGCUGAGAACCUUGUCUGAUCUAGGCUCAUCUGAUCUCUAGUGAGACCCCAAUAACCUGUUGUUCUUUAUUUCAAGGUAGGACAGUGGGGCCUGGCAUGACGACGAACCCCAAUCCGCUAACUUCACAAACGACCCUGGGAGGAGGAGGAGGAGAAGAAGAGGAGGAGGAGGAGGAAGAAGAAGAAGAAGAUGCCGAAGAAGAGGGAGGAGAAGAGGAGGAGGAGGAGAAGCGGGAGGAGCAGGAGGCGGAGGAGGAGGAGGAGGAGGAAGAAGAAGAAAAAGAAGAACACAAGCUGAUGGCUAAGAGAGGAGGACUAGAAGAGGAGGAGGAGGAGGUGGAAGAAGAAAAAGAAGAUGCAGAGGACGGCUCGACAACACCGACAAUACCAAGGCUUUGUUACAUCGGCAUCAACGGCAUCAACGGCAUCAACGACACCACCACCACCACCACCACCAACAACAACAACAACAAUGACAGCGACAGCAGCAGUGAUGACUAUGGCAAAAACGGGGCAAACAACAACAACAACAACAACAACAACAACAACAACAACGGCUGCGACGACCACGGCAGCGGUGGGGUGGAGAGCGACAACAACAACAACAACAACAACAACAACAACAACAAAGGCUGCGACGACCACAGCAGCGGCGGGGUGGAGAGCGAUGUCCGCGCAUCUGAGUUUAUCAUCAGCGGGAUGGGUGAGAUGCCGCGAGCGGACGUGGAGGGGACUGGGGUUGUCCUCGGUAGCAGCAGGGUUGAGUGCGCCACAUCUCAGAUCAUCAUCAGCAUGAUGGGAGAGAUGCCGCAAGCGGACGUGGUGGGGAUUGGGGAUGGCAACGACAACAAUAACGAUGAUGGCAGCAGCAACGAUGACGGCGGCAGCGAUUACCACGACAGCAGCGGGGCAGAGGGCAUCAGCCGGAAGGGAGAGAGGUUGCAUGCUGACGUGGUGGGGAUUGGGGUUGACACGGAUAAGAAGCUUACCAUCUUCCCCUCGGCAUCCCCCUUCAACCUCAUUGUCUGUCUGAGGAUAGGGGUAGGAUAAAAAACAGAGGUCAAAGCCAAGGGCAGAUCAAGUGCUGCAAAACGUGAACCUAAGCCAAAGGUUUUGAAGACCAACUCACUGGCCAGUGCAAAGCAUACGUCUCCAUCAAACGACAACUCAGCAGCUGCUCCUGCAACCCCUCCAGCCAUGCCCCCUUGCCCUGCAUCUGGACAGCAAAUGAUGGUCAGGACCGCCGUGUCCGGAAAAGUUUCGUUCCAGGAGAGGAAUACACUGGAUUACUUUGCAUGGGGAGAGGUAGCACAGUUUGUCAAAGGAAGACUGCCCCCUCUUCAGGCUGCUGAGCUAUUGCCUGUAUCUGGUCCUAUUGCCCAGCUUGCGGUCAGCCAUCAUCACAUGGCCGCCAUAACGACCUCUGGUCACGUCUUCGUGUGGCGCAACAGGCAUGACAACAUUUUCUCAAGGACAAAUGAAUGGGAGUUCAUUCCUGAUCUGGAAAACAAGGACAUUCAGAUUGUCGACAUCGCUGGCCCUGACCUUUGCCGUAAACAGAGUGGAUAUGAACCCCAAGAAGAGGACCAGGUUCCUGACCCCUUUUACCUGGCCGCUGUGGAUAAGAACGGACAAGACUAUGUCCUGGUAGGAUCUCAGGCUCAGGAAAGACCGGUUCGCACAAUGCGAUUGACAGAAGAGCCAAGAUAUCCUGGGCUGAAAGAUGCGUUGGCAUUGACGGACAGUGCAGCCGCGGCUGAGGUUGGGCUAGUCAUUCAGCUAAGUGUAGGAACAGUCGAGGCACCCGACGAGUCGCCUUUCAUUGGCUAUAUAACGGAUCGAGGCCGAGUGUAUAUUAGAUCUGCAACAAAGGACUUCAUGGAAGAAGUCAACACAGUAACUGGAUACACAGGGAAGCCAAUCAAAAUCCAGUGCGGGAGGGUUUAUCAUGCGAUCAUUCUCACCGAUGAUGGAUGCGCCUGGACAUGGGGACGCAGCUCGUUUUCUGCUAGUUCCCCAAUAGGACUGGGAUCACUAUGCGAUACAAGUGACAGUCAGCCUAGCUUGGCAUCUUGCCGGAUUGCUGCCGGCACGCUCUCUGGGCACAAGGUGAUAGAUGUCGGUUGCUAUGGAGAGGAUUUUGUGGCGCUGACCGCUGAUGGGCAAGUGCACCAGUGGAGUUAUGCUGCCACUGAUCAACGGCAGGGCGUCAACACCAUCCCUGGACCACCGCAUUCUGACUACCUUCCGCGAACGUCACCGGAGGACCGUUUGGUCAAGGUGUCGAUUGGUGUAGGUGUGUGCGCCGGGAUAUCCGCGUCCGGAAAGGUUCAUACGUGGAGGAAUGGAAUGACCGGUUGCCUGGUGGGCAUGUAUCUUCAGUUCUGGGAUGCGCUCACACCAUUGGGACGAAAUGAAGACGGCGGUCAGCCAGCGGACACAUGUGUCUCGGCACUGGGAGCACGGGUGGCGUGCGAAGUGAAGUGUGUUGCUGGCUCUCUCAUCCUCGGUGUGUUGAAGAAAGGCCGAGCAAAACCUGCUGCAAAGCGUAAGGUGGAAACGGUAUGAGCCAAGCAUCUGAUGCUUUUGAAGCUUCAUGGGGGGGCAAACUCUUGUUAUGCUGCUGAGCCUGCUGAUUGCAGCAUUGCAUCUCGGCGUCCUCACCAGGAAAACAUCCGUCCUGCCGAAGGAUGAUGCCUGUGCUCGCGGAAUCCGGCUUGCGCUUAAGAAAAUGCUGUGAGUGAAACAACCAGGCUCUUGAAGUGCUUUGCUGUAUAUCAUCCCUUAUCCUCUUUGUGCUCUUGAUUAUGGCCUUGGCCUUUGCUGGGAAUGAUCACUCCUCGACUGCGGGGCCUCUUUAUUUAUUUCACUGAACAAGGGUCCAUGCAAAAAACAGUGAGGCAACCACCUAUAGACCCUGAUGCAUUCUUCUUUGCUGACAUGGAUUAGACCACAAAACACAAACCUUUGUGGAAAUGCCAGCGAAUCAAGUCUCUUUGUCAUGGAAAUGUUGACGUCAAACGGAUUGCUUUGUCGGGACAUGCCAAGGCCUUUCUGUACCGGGGUAUUGGCUGUUUUCUUAGGUUUUCUGCAGUCUUGUUUGGGAAGAUAGUAAAGAUACGACAAGUCAAUCUUCUGACUCUGUCGACGGCUUCAUGGAAGGAUUCUUGUCAUGUGUCCUUUGAACGGUGUCACCAAGUCCCCAGCAGGGAGGCACCCUGUAGGAGGGGAAUGCUUGCUCUUGGACUUAUUGUCUUUCUUAUAGAUUGUGAAGAUGUAUUUGCUGCCCAGGCGGGAUUUAAAUUUAUGUUGUAAUCAACUUCAAAUUCCAAC
This is a messenger RNA of Chara braunii, 5049 nucleotides long. The record is from the annotation of a GenBank genome assembly. Lineage: Eukaryota; Viridiplantae; Streptophyta; Charophyceae; Charales; Characeae.